AUGGCCAGUCAUCUUCCACCACGUCUCCCGGUAGAGACAUUCUCGCUGAUGCUAGCGCAUGUAGAUGCCAAAACUGUUUUCCGCAGUAGACGCGUCUGUAGAAGAUGGAAAGAGUUGAUAGACGGCUCAGAUCCUAUCUGGAGAAGUGUCGCUAUCCAGUGGGGACGGCAAGAGCUCGCAUCCGCUUGUCCCUUGAAGACGUGGCCUGAUCCCAAUCCCAACAGCGACGCUGACAAGCAUCACGAGUACGACGAAGAGGACUUCGCCAUCUCAAGCUCCACAGGAUACUUUUUCAGCUGCCCAAAUGCGAAAGAGCUCUGCCGGAGGUACCUCGAUUUGACGCUUGCUUGGAGAAAUCUUCAUACUGCCGACGAUCCUCAAUCAGACGAAGAGGGAUGGUUCGUUCAUGGGAGCGUCUCACUGGGCAGAUCGGACUGGGAGCCACGUCUCGUGCUCAUGGGCUCCGCGCUUGGACUGACUUCCAGAGAUGACGACGAGUUGAAUAUGCACACAUUGCGGAAAGUCAGGACGCGCAGUCUCAUUCGCUCGCCUCGACGCACGCACGCAGCUGUCCAGAACAUGACGCACUACCACGACGAUGUUCCAUCGGCUUAUGGAGACAAACACGAAUGGCACGCAAAAUGCAUCAUCUCGGCAAGCAGGAGCGGCGAUGAUGAGCAAUACAGCACCAGCAUCUCGAUCGAAAGUGAUUGGCCCAGGACCUUCUCGGAGCUGCCGCCAAAGCAUACUGGUGAGCUGGUACUACACCUGCGUCUGCGCUAUCCCCUUUGUGCAGCAGUGAUGCAACGAAACGUGGACCCAGACGGUUUUGAGUGGUACGUUGUGGUCUGGGAUAUCUGCACGCGCCAAAUCAAGGCCUCGCUCUGCGAGUCCCGAUGGACUUCAAUCAACGAAGUAGACCUCGACAGCAACUGUGGAGUCAUCUUCAUCGCAUCAGCAGGAGUAGUGGCGUACAAUCUAGUGGACGGCAGCGCCAUCUUAGACCUAUCAAGCCAGCCAUGGGACUUUGCUGAUUUGGCAUACAUGCGUACGCCCACGCCACGUUUCGGCCCAACCUUGAGCGGGGCUCAGAUCCACAUUGGCACAGCGUUCAUACACAGCACGUUUCACAGAACAUGCUCCCACCCUCUAGCCGUCAGAUGGUGCACCGUCCAGCAAGCCGGUCUGAAACCGGGCGAAGGCGACGGCAGGUGAGCGUCACCAAGAUACGCGGUCUGCAAACAAUGUGUGAUGGCUAUGUAACAUUGCUAAGCCAGAUUUUGGACUGCAUGUGAUUCUCUCCAGCACUUUAUUGUCUCACGUUCGUCAGUGGAUGGUGAGUGUCUGUGCGCAGGACUCCAUGUCUGGGUACUGACCUGUCUGCCUGACACCGUCCAGCAUAAUGUGGACAGCAGGGCUGAAGAUCAGAUUAGAAGUCCUUUGCAGGUCCGCUUAGACACUAGGACCGACACUGCCGCAAUUUCGUAUCGAUGGGGGGUGAUGUUGGUUCGACCCUACUCGAAACUCGGAAAAGAGAACGAGCGCCACUUGGUUCAUGUGGGUCUGCUCCAUUAUGUCAUUCCCGAUCGAUGCUGCCCAGGAGGACUCUCGACUUACGUGUCUAUGGACAGGAUGACCAUAUCAGAUGGACGUAUUCUGCAAAGCGCCAAACGCUUUUUUCCAGGAAUGACCGGCCCUGGAAGAGUCACAGAUCUUCUUCUGAUGGAUUUGAACAAGUACAGGUUAGAUCCAGCCUGGCGGCCCACGAAUCACCCCUUCGAGAACGUCGAGUGCUGGCACCUCGAGCAGCAAGUGUGCACCACUGUCAAUGGACUGAAGGAUCGACUGGUGGAUAUGGCAAUCGAUGCAAGCACAGUUUACACUCUGCGAAAGGCUAGCGGCCUGCAUUUUUUGGACUACGGGGUGGCCGCCAAUCUCAACGCAAAGAGGAAAGAGUCAAGUUUCUCCUUGCCCUGA
Messenger RNA from Ceraceosorus bombacis, 1977 nucleotides. Lineage: Eukaryota; Fungi; Basidiomycota; Exobasidiomycetes; Ceraceosorales; Ceraceosoraceae. The record is from the annotation of a GenBank genome assembly.